GCUGCGACGCCGCGGGACUCCCGGCCGCCCUCCCGCCGAGGCCCCGCAGGUCGCGCGCGGAGGCGGGUACCGACCGCUCCGUCCUGCACGCAGCGCCGCCGCCCACUGGGGAGUUCUGGUAUGAUGGGCGAGCCACCACACCCAGCUAACAUCAGGUCCCCUUUAGGAUUUGAUCUGGUGAAGAGAGCCCCUAUGGACCAGCCUCCUAAACAAACUGCCAAGGCUAAGAAGAAGGAAGAGCCUGUGGAGGAAGGGCCCAGCUCCAGAAAGAGGAGCAACAACCUCAUACCCCUGUCCUGGGGCUUCAAGACCAGAGAGGUCCGGGUGGCCCAUGUCCCCACCCACAUCCAGGUGAAGAAGAUGGAGAACAUCCUGAUCCUGGUGGGCUUCUCCAUCGGUCUCGGCAGCAUGUGGCGCUUCCCCUACCUGUGCCACAAGAACGGAGGAGGCAGCUUUUUGCUGGUCUACGUCAUCCUGCUGCUGCUGCUUGGGAUCCCUCUCCUGUACAUGGAGAUGAUCAUAGGACAGUGGCUUCGCAUGGACCACAUCCGGGCCUGGAAGAAGCUGGUGCCCUGGCUAAGCGGUUUGGGCUACUCCAGCAUACUGGCCAGUUUCUUGGUGAGCUUGUACAACAGUGUCCUGAUCUCCUGGAACCUCUUGUACCUUGGCCAGUCCUUUGGCAACCGUCUGCCCUGGGAACAGUGCCCCCUGGUGGAAAACAUCAGUGUGACAGAUGGCCCCUGCUUUCGGGCAGUGCCCCACCAGUAUUUCUGGUACCACAACACCCUGCAAGCCUCCAAGCAAGUUGAGGACGGGAUUGAAAUGCUGGUGCUGAGCAUCACCCUGUGCCUCAUUGCCACCUGGGUCAGCCUCUGUGUCCUCAUGGUCAUUAGGAUAAAGAUUUCAGUGCUAGUGCUGAUUUUCUCCCCCUGCGUCUUCCUCGUCUGCUUCUUCAUCCGCAGUCUCUUCCUGCAAGGUGCUAUGGCUAGCCUCAAGCGCCUGGUGACCACAGAGCUCUCUUUCCUGUCCUCGCUGGACACGUGGCGUCAGGCUGGAGGCCAUGUGCUCUACACCCUUGGCCUCGGCAUGGGCGCCAUCAUCACGUUCUCUUCCUACCAGACCAGAGGUGACAACUACCUCAAGUUGGCCUCCAUUGUGGCCGGGGCCAACCUGGUGACUUCACUGCUGAGCACGGCCGUCAUCUUCCUGGUGCUGGGCUUCUGGAAGACCAGCAGCGGGUCCAGAUGUGUUGAGAAGAAUGUCUCCAAUCUGGUCAAGCUGAUAACAAAAGGUCUGCUGCCCCAGGCUGCAGGGCCUCCCCAGGACAUCAUCCACAAACAUCCCCUGGCUUACCUGCGCUGGUUCAGCCAGCUCCUCAGGAACACCCAGGAGGAUGUGCUCCGUUUCUCCCUGCCCUGCAGCAUCAUGUUGCAGAAGGAAAAGUUCAUGAAGGGCCCUGGCCUGGCAUAUGUGGCCUUCUCUCAAGCCGUCUCAUUGUUUCCUGGUUACUCUUUCUGGGCCAUCAUCUUUUUCUUGACUCUGGUCAUCAUGGGUCUGGGCACCAUGAUCAUGCUCCUGGAGGGCAUCGUGCUUCCCCUGCAGAACAACAUCCCUACUUUGAAAACGAAUCCGAAGCUGGUUCCAGUGAUCGUCUGCUUGGGAGGACUUCUGGGCAGCCUUGUCUUCACCAGCCACUCCGGCAGCUACUUGGUGUUCCUGUUGGAUGACCACCUGGUCCCUAUGGUCCUCGUCGUCAUUGUGGUGUUCCAGAACGUCUCUCUGGCUUGGGUCUAUGGAAUCAGGAGGUUCAGGGCUGAGAUGUUCGGCCUGCUGUGCUGCCUGGUGUGGACACCGUUUACCUUCCUGUGGCGCUACGUGACGCCGCCCACACUGCUGGCCCUGCUCACCGUCUACCUCCUGAAUUUCUACCACAGCAAGUCCCUCUACUACAUCUCCUGGAACGACAGUGUGAGCCGGGAAGUGAAGCAGCCUUACCAGAAGAUAGCCCUGGGCUGGGUCACCUUCCUCAGUGUCCUGGCACUGCUGCCCAUCCCCGCAUACCCGCUGCAGCACUGGUGGAACCUGGACAACCAAGUCAUCUGCGAGCCCGUAAAAAAGCCCUCGCUGUCCUCCAGAAAGACAGACACGGGGCCCAGCAAGGCCAAUCAGUGUCCUGUGCACCCCCUGAGAAGACUCACCCUCAGGGGCCAGGACAAAGGCCAGGUUCUCCUCCCCGGCAAGGGUCCCACAGAGGGCCUCCUCUUUCAUCACCCAGCCAUGCUGACAAAAAAGGACAGUGAGAACUACACCUUCGACCUUCACGGUGGCCCCAUGGCCCUCCCCUAUUCCUGAGGCUCUGAAGGCCACCACACUCCCAGCAGGAGACCCCGGCUGCCACAGCACUGGGCACAAGUGACAGGCAUGGGGCUUCUGACGUGGUCACGUCGCCUGUUGGGUAACUGGUGAAGUGCACCCCGCCAGUACCUGCCCCACCGGCAGCAGAAGACUUCUGCGAGAGCCCUCACUGGGCCUGGGAUGGACAUGGCCAACACAGAAGCCUGUCUUCCAGCAGCCAGGCCUGUGCCGGGGCAGGCCCGGGGUCCCCGACUCUGUGACACGGACACAGUUUUGGUAUGCCCAGGUGGGUACCCAGCACGGCCCCGGCUCCCGAGAGACACAGUGCUCCCUCUGACCCCGCAACACCAUCCUGCCUGACCUCCCAGGAUGAUGCCAAAAUGGUGUCAAGACAGCAGCGUUGUCUGUCAAUAAAUGAGGUACACAUA
Mesocricetus auratus (golden hamster) is the source of this 2783-nucleotide messenger RNA. RefSeq names its product orphan sodium- and chloride-dependent neurotransmitter transporter NTT5. The transcript is spliced from 12 exons. Gene Ontology annotation, biological process: sodium ion transmembrane transport. NCBI's taxonomy places the organism in Eukaryota, Metazoa, Chordata, Mammalia, Rodentia, Cricetidae. The coding region runs from base 121 to 2352 and encodes 743 amino acids. The record is from RefSeq and is a predicted model, not a curated record. Gene Ontology annotation, cellular component: membrane.